AUGACACCAGUCAACGACGACUUGUCGCGUGCUCCCUCUUCUGAGCCCUUGGAAGGACCGCCCCCGCCCACUACUCGUCCACCGCCGACCCCAGACCCCGAAUCAUCGUCGCCAACGAAGUCGCCACCGCGCAAGCUGCCCUUUCUGAAUACUCAAAACCUGAGAAAACGCGGACGGCCCAAGGCAAUCUCUGCUUCCGAAACCCAUGUCAAUGCCCUUCUAAUUAGAGUAGCCGCUCUCGAAGCCAGAAUUGAACGUCAAGAUAAAAAAAUCGCCUCUCUCGAAGCUACGAUCAAGGCCGCUGAAACAAUUUCCGGGAACAAUUACGAUCCACCAAUUACGAUCUAG
Molecule: messenger RNA, 348 nt
Organism: Caenorhabditis briggsae
Lineage: Eukaryota; Metazoa; Nematoda; Chromadorea; Rhabditida; Rhabditidae
Exons: 1
Coding region: 1-348 (115 amino acids)
Source: RefSeq, a predicted model, not a curated record